UAUGGCAUACCGGACGAAAGUCGCUGAUCCUGUCUUUCUCCUCUUUCUAUAUUUUCUGACGUCGUUAACGACGUGGAUCACUAGCUUCGCGAACGACUACUUCUACGAAAAGUACGACGUCGACACGAACAGAACGAAACAAUGCGGAAAUACGACAGGCGUCGCAUUCGAAACGGAAAGAGACGCUCAGUCGGCCGCUUCAAAAUGGUUGCUCUACAUUACCCUGACUAUCUACAUUCCGUCGAUCUUGGUCACCCUAGUGGCUGGUGGGUGGUCGGAUCGGAUCAAAUAUGGCAGGAGAUUGAUGAUGGUGAUUCCGUUGAUGGGAGGAUGUUGGCUCACUGUUGUGGUACUUAUUGUUGUCCACUUGAAAUUAUCAAUCGGAUAUCUUUUUCUUGGAAGUACACCGUAUGGCUUCACGGGCGGUAGCACCCUACACUAUCUGGCAAUGUAUUCCUAUGUGUCUGAUGUGUCUAGUCCUGAAACAAGGACUAGACGUCUUGGCAUACUGAGUGCAAUGAUGGCUGUAGGAGCAGGCGCAGGAAGAGUGGGAGGAGGUCUUCUUUUGCAGCAUGUUGGCUCGUCUGCUCUUCUCAUUUCCUCUCUCUUUUGUUGCGUUGUCGGCAUGUUGUAUGUGAUUGUCUUGCUUGAUGAUUCGUCAAACAUUGAUGGGAGAGACGUGAAUACUUCAGAGGGUGAGCACGAGCUCGGUACAAACCUUGUUAAUGAUGGUGGUAGUGAGGAUGAUGUCAGUGGCAAUGAUUUUGAUGAAGAUGGUGCUUUGACUAAUAAUUACAGCAAUGGUGGCUGUAAUAUGGAGUCGGUUACUGGACCAAUUCGGAUAUUGAAAACAAGGGAGCUAACUCUCAAGCCACGAUGGUGCCUUUGCCUGUUGUUGGUUGCCGACGGUCUCACUAUUCUUAUUAGUGAUGGUGCACCUACCAUAGAGUACCUCUAUUUUCUUGGUACACCUUUAUGUUGGGAUAUAAGCACAAUUGGUUUCUUUUUUGGGUCUUCUUAUCUCUUCAUGAUUAUUGGGGCAACGGUCGUCUUGACUGUUUUCACGAAUUUUAUUUACCUGAGAGAUACAACAAUUGUAUUGGUGGGCAUUCUAUUUUUUGUUGGACUAUACGUCUGUUUGGCUUUUGUUACCUCAACGUGGAACGUGUUUUUAGUUUUGGCUAUCUGCUUGCCAUCUGGUGUUGUUGCUCCAACAUUGACAUCUAUGUUAUCAAAAUGUGUUGUAAAAGAACACCAAGGAGCCCUCUUCUCUCUUUCAGCAUCUGUGGAGACCACAAAUUCAUUACUAGCACUUGUAAUAUUUAAUCCAUUGUAUUCUGCUACCAACCAAGAAGAUAUCAGCUUUCUUCCCAAUUCUGGAGCCUUCACAUUUCUUGUCAUGGCUUUUGUUUAUACUAUUAUAUUUGUCGUUAUCCUGCACUCGUCGGGCCUUGGUAUGGCAUCCUGCCGUGUACGAGUGCCUGAUCCUGUUCUUUUAUUCUUUUUUUAUGCGUUGAUGUCGCAAAUUACUUGGAUCACUAGCUUUUUGAAUGACUACUUCUAUAGUGAAUACGACGUGCACAGCAAUAAUAGGACACAAACGUGUGGAAACAACACGGGGAUCGAAUUCAAAGCGGAGAGGAAGGCUCAGUCUGUUGCUUCAAAAUGGCUUCUGUACUUUCUUGUGUCUAUCUACAUUCCGUCGGUCGUCGUGACUCUAGCGAUUGGCAGCUGGUCGGAUAGACUCAAACACGGAAGGAGGUUGAUGAUGAUAAUUCCAGUGAUCGGAGGAACUUGCGUAACAAUUGUGCUGCUUGUUAUUGUUUACUGGAAAUUGCCCAUUGGUUACAUGUUUUUUGGUACUAUACCAUAUGGGUUGUGCGGCGGUAGCACUUUGGUGUAUCUGGCUGUCUAUUCUUACACGUCAGACAUGUCUAGCAUCAAAACAAGAACGAGACGUCUUGGCAUACUGAGUGCAAUGAUGGCUCUAGGAGCAGGCAUGGGACGAACGGCUGGUGGCGUUCUGCUGCAGUACAUUGGCCCUUUUAGUGUUCUCUUCGCCUGUCUGUUCAGUUAUGUUUUCUGCUUGUUGUAUGUGUUGUUCUUGCUUGAUGAUCCGCUGAGGAUUGAAGGUGAAGACAAAGGUAAUUUCAAUGACCAGGAGAGCUUAGCUGUGAGAAGUGUUCAAGAUGAUUAUGCUGAUCAUGAUGUUCCUCCAUCCAAUGAUGGAAAUGGUGAUUCUACUCCACCCGAUGAUGGAAAUGGAUGUAUGAAGUCUGCCAUGAAAGGAUUUCUGAUAUUGAAAUCAGGGGAGUUACACGUUAAACCAAAAUGGUGUCUUUGCCUGUUGUUGCUUGCUGACGGCUUCAGUAUUCUCAUCAGUGAUGCUUCACCUACCAUAAUGUACCUUUAUUUUCUGGGGACACCUAUGUGUUGGAGUACGAGUAUAAUUGGCUACUUCUUUGGAUUGUCGUAUUUUUGUAUGAUUUUGGGGGCUACAAUCGUUUUAACUCUUUUUACCGCUUUUCUUCACAUGAGAGAUACAACAAUUGUAUUGGUGGGCAUUCUAUCUUUUAUUGCAGAAUUCGUCUAUCUCGCAUUUGUCACUUCGACAUGGAGCAUGUUUCUAGUUUUGGGCAUUGGCUUACCAUCUGCUGUUGUUGCUCCAACAUUGAGAUCUAUGUUAUCAAAAUGUGUUGUGAAAGAACACCAAGGAGCCCUCUUCUCUCUUUCAUCAUCCGUGGAGACCACAAAUUCAUUACUAGCACUAGUAAUCUUCAAUCCAUUGUAUUCUGCUAUCAAUCAAGACAAUAUCAGCUUUCUACCCAAUUCUGGAGCUUUCACCUUUCUUGUCAUGGCUUUGGUCUAUGCAGUCAUGUUCAUUCUCAUAGUAAUUUUACACUUCUCGAAGUCGUGGAGGCCUUCAAUCGUGAGAAAAACUGAAUCAAGAGAAUCACUGUUGAGAAAUCAAGACAAAGCAGCUUAGCAUUGCACACGGUAUGUAAACGUCAUGUUCAUUUUUAUAGACUACUAGCUGAGCAGCCUGUUAUUUGAAUGUGACAAAUUAUGUCUAACUUACAAAUUAGUAGACAAUACAUUGGAUUGA
Molecule: messenger RNA, 3106 nt
Organism: Corticium candelabrum
Lineage: Eukaryota; Metazoa; Porifera; Homoscleromorpha; Homosclerophorida; Plakinidae
Exons: 6
Coding region: 2-2986 (994 amino acids)
Biological process (GO): transmembrane transport
Cellular component (GO): membrane
Molecular function (GO): transmembrane transporter activity
Source: RefSeq, a predicted model, not a curated record